GCUAAGCGAGGAGCAGUUUUGUCCUAAAGAAAGAAAAUUCUUAAUUUGCAUUGCAAAAUUUCAGCAAGCGUCAAAAUUCAAUGACCAGGAAGCGCAGGGACUGUUGGAGUGGAUCAAGAAGUUGAGCGGAGAGAACAUCAGCACAGAUGGGUCGCCCGAAAACUUUGCAAAAUUAUUGGCGAAUGCAAUCGAACCUAAUGCAAUAAAGAAAGUGCAGAAGCCGAUUUCCAAUUUCGCUUGCAUGGAAAAUAUUAAUUCGUUCGUAAACUGGGCCAAGAAGAUUGGUGUCCCCACCGAGGAGACUUUCCAGUCUGUGGAUCUGUUCGAAGGUCGCGACCUGUUCUCCGUAUGCGUCACUCUUCUUUCCCUUGGACGAAAGAUGCAGAGAGAAGGUAAACCGUAUCCGGACAUCAUCAAGCAGGAUUUCAGUUACAAUAUACCGCAAUUAUGA
Gongylonema pulchrum is the source of this 451-nucleotide messenger RNA. The record is from the annotation of a GenBank genome assembly. Lineage: Eukaryota; Metazoa; Nematoda; Chromadorea; Rhabditida; Gongylonematidae.